Messenger RNA from Mesorhabditis spiculigera, 1596 nucleotides. The record is from the annotation of a GenBank genome assembly. NCBI's taxonomy places the organism in Eukaryota, Metazoa, Nematoda, Chromadorea, Rhabditida, Rhabditidae.
AUGGAGUUCCGGUUGGCAUGGGCGCGGCUGGUGUCGAUCGCGCUGAUUUUCGUGUCAUCAGCCGCUCAACAAGCCCACGUCUUCAACGAGGAAUUGACAGUGCGACGCCUAACGCCUCACCACACGCUCUCGGAGUUCCGCUUCAACCUGACGGUGCCGACGGAGGACCCGAACCACGGUGUCGGCUUCCCGAAUCUGCUGCUGGAGCUCGUGUCGUCAAAUCAGGUCCAGAAAAUCUUUUUCGUGCUCACGGAAAGCCUCUGGCGGCAUGAGAAGUAUGGCCCGCCACCACAGCCCGCUUCUCCGACGGGCGCCGUCGUUUCCGUAACGUUCGAGGGCAAUGCGUCAACGCUGGAAAAGCGCUGGAUCUCGCUGAUCCACUCGAUGAACGGGGCUUUCGGCACGUCGAUCACCCACAUCUUUCCCGACACGGUCAAGGCGGGCUUCGAAUUCUCGGCUGCCGCCCCGCGCGAAUCGUUGUGCGUGGAAAACUACACACCGUGGCUGAAGAUGCUGCCCUGCCAAAGCAACGGGCUCGUCAACCUGAUCAAGCCGCUGUACAACUUGAGCUCGGUCUAUCGCUCGCUCGGCUUCACCUAUGAAAAGCGCUGUGAAAAGGAGAAAUGCUGGCACGAGGCCCGGCUUUUCGCGUUUACCGUCUACGAAAAUGCCGAUGAGCGAGUUUCGGCGGUUGUGGAGGCUAUUGAGGAUUACGUGACGGCUUCUGCAGAUCGGCGCUGUCGAGUUGCGACCGCCAGCAAAGUUCGCGUGCUUUUGGACUCAAAGCUAGGAUCAAAAGGCCAAGAUGGAGCGGUUGAAUUUAAUGGAAAGAAAGUCCAGGAUGGCGUAACUGUAGAGGUGGCCGACCCAAAUAUCGAUAUUUCCAGAAACGAACUGUUCGGGGUCGAGACAACAUUUGGGCACAAGGACAAGUUUGCCGGGCGCUACAUCGGCGUUGUGAAAAACCGGAAGUCGCAGAGCCUGAGGCUGACCUACACCCAAGUACUGCCCUGGUGGUUCAGCAUCUACUACCACACGGCCACGGUCAGUUGCGGACGCCUUUCUGGCCUGGAGCUGAGCAAGGAGAAAACUAUCGACGUCAUCAAGCGCUUCGUGCCCUCUAUUGACCGCAAAAGGCCGGCCGAACUGGUGUUGCAGUUUACGAUAGAUGGAGGCUCGGAAUGCCAAGUCAAUUUCGAGUUCGAGAAAAAACCGUUGAGGUUAGGCGAAUAUCCUCCGGAUGCGAAUCACGGGCUUUACGUUCCCGCGGCAAAGAUUGUUAUUCAGGCCAAGACAAAGACAACAGUAUAUUCGAACAUACUCCUCGCCCCGCUCCUCGUGCCCGACUUCAGCAUGCCCUUCAACGUCAUCUGCUUCGUGGCGACCGCCAUUUCGUUCGCCUUCUCCACCAUUCACCCAUCGACAACCGGCAGCUUGUUGCCGGUCAAUGGGAAGCUUCCCGAGAAGAAGCUAUGGCGAACCGUGCUCCGCCUUUCCCUCCUCGUGCUCCUCGUUGGGGCCGGCUAUAUGGAAUACCACUCAAUUACUCUAAACGCGUUGCGUCGUGAAAUUGUCAAAUUUUUUGAGCGGGUAGCU